ACGGGACGAGAUCAUGUCGCGUCUGGGGUUAGUUGUUCGUGAUAGAGCGCAAGCGCAACACAGUAAAGCACGUUACCUGCACAUAGUCUUCUCGGUAAGCUACAGCUAUCCGGAUAAGAUGGGUGCAGGUUUCGUACAGUGUCUGUUCUAUCGUUUUACCACCAGAAACGUAUCUAUCUUAAGUAGCGCGUUGAGGGGUCAGGGCAAUUACCGCAAGCGACAGCAAUCGUACAAAGAAUUAUGGACGUACGCAGCAGAAUUGAUUCCUUCGGCGAUAAUGAGUUACUGCAAUCAGACACAAUCUAAUCGUAGGCAUAUGACGUCCAAUACGAUAUCAAAGAUGCCGCGAAGCAGGAGGCGUCACCGUACUCGCAGCCAUUCGAGGGCACGUUCACAUUCUGCGGGCUCUCUUCAGUACGAGCACAAAAAACGACGCAUCGAUUAUGAAAGUCCACAGAGCAAAGGAACGUAUAGGUGA
Hylaeus volcanicus is the source of this 478-nucleotide messenger RNA. RefSeq lists its product as uncharacterized. The coding region runs from base 14 to 478 and encodes 154 amino acids. The transcript is spliced from 3 exons. The record is from RefSeq and is a predicted model, not a curated record. NCBI's taxonomy places the organism in Eukaryota, Metazoa, Arthropoda, Insecta, Hymenoptera, Colletidae.